CUCAAAACGGGCAGUGUUCAAGCUCAUAUUUCUGGUUUCGAACGCCCGGAGAGCGAUGUUACCCGACGCCAGUCACAAGACCGGCCAAUCCUCCGCUCGAUAAUAAAGCAGCGCUCUUGGUCUAGACCAUAAGAUGGAUCCGUGUAGAGACUAAAUCGCCCCGCACACGCCAAAUGACACAGUUAUAGUCUACAAUCAUCUAUUUGUAGCUAACGUCAGUUCCUCUGCAAGGCCGCGAACAUCGUAUCAUAUCACAGGUGGUUUCAUACUGCUACCGACCUCUUCAGAGAGUUGUCUUGGCUUGAUGACGCCGCCGGGCGAAAGCACGAGUUCUCGUGGCAGACGACGUUCACACCAUGCCUGCCUUCCGUGCAGGCGGAAAAAGACGCGAUGUCCCGGCGAAAAGCCAGCUUGUUCCAGUUGCUCUCGCCUCAAGCAAACCUGUUCUUAUUCCCCAUUGAUGAAGUCUUCCCCACGUGGCGGCCCAUCGGAGGAAAGACUAGCAACCUUGGAAGAGAAACUAGAUUUAAUUCUGAAAGGACGAUUGCCGGAAUACCCACAACGAACACCCCAAGAACAACAAACAGAAAACGACGUUGAAGAUUCGGAUGCGGGUGAUACUCCAGCCUCAGCACCUGAGCGUCGGAGUUACCCUGACGGUAAUGUUACAACUGCUCUGUCCGAUUCCGAAAGUUCAGAUACGCGCCCCGGCACGGCGGAUAUCGCCACCGGGGUUCACCUUUACUUCAGAUAUUGUCACAGACAACCAAUUUGGUGCUUCGAGCGCGAUGAGAUUAAUAACUAUAGCUCGCUUCCACACGAACUUGUCUGCAGCAUAAUCUGUUUGACUGCACGCUUCUCCAACAAGCGUGAGCAGUUACAGCUCUAUGGUCAUAAUGUCAGGCCGCUGAUCAUGCUUCGCAUUGCCAAUGGCACAGUGGUCCUAGAGACGAUCGAGAGCCUGUGCUUACUUUCCUAUUCUUUUUUCUUAGAUGGUAAUAUUGAUCUCGGCCAGUUCCACGUUGGUCUGGCCCUCCAACUGUGUCGCUCAGCUAUGCUUGAUCUCGAAUCGGCUUACACUACUGAAGAUCCGACCACGGAGAGGAAGAGGAGGCUUUUCUGGAGUCUCCAGCUUCUGGAGCAGUUUUACGGUCGUCAAACCGGUCUCCCCAGUGUUCCCACUGAUGUUAGGCCAUCUUCUUAUUCAUCAGCUAGCGGGGGCCAGAUGCUGCUUUCAGAACUACACUCGACAAAGCCCUCACUACCAACCGAGAAGCAUAGGUCUUCAGACUCUUCGGAACCUGGUAUAUGGAACACAGGUAUCCAUCUAGGAUGGGUUUGGAGCCGCGUGAGGAAGUUUGUAUCCGAUUGUGCCCACAACAUAUUGAAAGAGCCUUGGAGACAUGAUUCAACAUACGCUGUGGUGCAGUCUGAUUUUAUGGAAACUGAAAACAGGAUCCCUAUGUGCCACAGAUAUGACUCGGUCAAGUUCUAUGCGCGCACAGUUGAGGAAUUGAGACGAAACCACGACUACUGGGCUCCGUGGCUGAAGGAGCAGUUCACUUACCAUGUCAUACCUACAGUGUUGAACCACCCGUUUCUUUAUAUCGUCGGGGCCCAGCACAAUCCGAACUUGGCGAUUCCAAACACCUUUUGGAAGCGAUCAUCUGAGCUUGCACUACUUCAUGCUACUUGGAUUGUCCGCAUGAUUGACAUGAUUGUAGACAAGCAAGUACAAUUGGUUGAUCCUUUUUUAGGGCACGUAGCAGCAAUCGCUGCGACUGUACACCUGUACUACUGUUGCGCUGCCGCUGCUGGGCUCAAGCAGAAGUCCAAGGCGGACUUUGCGAAAUGCAGGCGAUUUCUCAAGGGAUUCUUACCCUUUUCGCCAGCUUGUGCUGCUUUGGACCGCAACUUAGAUACAUUGACACGGAUCGCCGGUGGGUAUCAGAACAUGGACAUGGACGAGUGGAUUCCAUCCAAGCUCUAUCUCAGCGUGCCCCUGAUGUGGGAUAUUCUUCAAUUCAACUGUGUUGCAGACUGUAAGGGCAUUCCCACCGUAGACUUGUUACACCCCUCUAUCGCCCCCAGCAUCCCAGAGGAGGAUCUAGGCGAGAACUCUACGCUAGAGAUCGACGUCGCCACAUCACCAGAGAUUAAGAUAGAUACUGCUAGCGGUGGACAGGAUGCGCCUUCGAUAUCCCGCCGGGCUCACGUCAAUUCAAAUCAACCUGAAGCCUCGGGGCAGCCCGUCUGGAACGAGGCACCUCUUGAGCCAAGCGACAAUCUCACAUUCAAUACUACACCAUGGCUGUAUGCAGACCCCUCACAGUUCGUUGGCUUAGGAGACUUAGGUUGGCUCGAUACUCAAUCUGCCGAUACAGGAGGUACACCUUGGUGGGAGGGGGGGGCUCUGAGUAAUGUACAAUUUAGUCAAUUCUAGCGUUAGCGUUCGUAUUUCAUUGAAUGGAUAAGACUGUUGCAGGCUCGAUGCCUGAUCGCCAACAACCACGAUGAAUCUCUUGGGAGCCCAUUGGUUCAUGUCCAGCACCUACAUAUACUCCAAUACACUAAUCGGCAAUGCGAUGGUCUCAACUGUGAAAUCAGAGUCGCGAUUCGGCAUUCGCCAAGACAGCCGGGACAACAUACGCGUGAGAGACACGGAGUUCUUCCCCGGCCUACCAGCUGUAUACCAGGUUCAGGAUAAACACAACGCCGCC
Messenger RNA from Xylaria bambusicola, 2720 nucleotides. RefSeq lists its product as uncharacterized. NCBI's taxonomy places the organism in Eukaryota, Fungi, Ascomycota, Sordariomycetes, Xylariales, Xylariaceae. The record is from RefSeq and is a predicted model, not a curated record. Bases 305 to 2443 code for a protein of 712 amino acids. The transcript has 6 exons. Gene Ontology annotation, cellular component: nucleus. Gene Ontology annotation, molecular function: zinc ion binding; DNA-binding transcription factor activity, RNA polymerase II-specific; DNA binding. Gene Ontology annotation, biological process: regulation of DNA-templated transcription; DNA-templated transcription.